UCAAGCUCACUCUCGCGCAUGGCGCAGUCGUCCUUUCUACCGGCGCUGCAAAAUGGCGGUGGCGGUGCUGCAGAGGCUGCGCCACGUCCCUCUGUUCCGCUCGAAGUGGAAGCGAAAGCCUCCGAUCUCCUUAUGGCAAUCUCAGAGGAGGAGGAAGAGGUGGAGGACAAAAAAGCUCAAAGUUCAUUAAAUCUUGUUCACCUUACAGAAAAUCCUCAGGGAGCUGCAGCUGGCCAAGCUUUCUCUCGUAACUUUCACUUCACAGUUUAUGGAAAGAAAAAUGUAUCUGCUAAAGUUUCUGAUUCAAUUUCAACACAGUAUCCUGUAGUGGAUCAUGAAUUUGAUGCAGUUGUUGUGGGUGCAGGUGGUGCAGGUCUGCGAGCUGCAUUUGGCUUAUCUGAGGCUGGGUUUAAUACAGCAUGUGUUACGAAAUUGUUUCCUACCAGAUCCCAUACUGUUGCUGCACAGGGAGGAAUCAAUGCUGCUUUGGGGAACAUGGAAGAAGAUAACUGGAGAUGGCACUUCUAUGAUACUGUGAAAGGCUCUGAUUGGCUAGGUGACCAGGAUGCAAUUCAUUACAUGACUGAGCAAGCCCCUGCUUCAGUUAUUGAGUUGGAGAAUUACGGUAUGCCAUUUAGCCGGACAGAGGAUGGGAAGAUCUACCAGCGUGCCUUUGGGGGACAGAGUCUUAAGUUUGGGAAAGGGGGACAGGCUCAUCGCUGCUGCUGUGUAGCUGACCGGACGGGCCAUUCAUUGCUGCACACCCUUUAUGGGCAGUCUCUUAGAUAUGACACUAGUUACUUUGUGGAAUAUUUUGUCCUUGACCUUCUUAUGGAAAAUGGAGAAUGCCGUGGUGUUAUUGCACUUUGUAUAGAAGAUGGCACCAUCCAUCGUUUAAGAGCAAAAAAUACAGUUAUCGCCACUGGAGGAUAUGGGCGCACGUACUUCAGCUGUACAUCUGCUCACACUUGUACUGGAGAUGGGAAUGCUAUGGUCACCCGGGCAGGUCUGCCUUGUCAGGAUUUGGAAUUUGUGCAGUUCCAUCCCACAGGGAUCUAUGGAGCUGGUUGCCUUAUUACUGAGGGCUGUCGUGGUGAAGGAGGCAUCCUAAUCAACAGUGAAGGUGAAAGGUUUAUGGAGAGAUAUGCGCCAGUUGCCAAAGAUCUUGCUUCAAGGGAUGUUGUGUCUCGCUCCAUGACUAUUGAGAUCCGUGAAGGAAGAGGAUGUGGACCUGAGAAAGACCAUGUGUACUUGCAGUUGCACCAUUUGCCACCUCAGCAGCUAGCAACACGUCUUCCUGGGAUUUCAGAAACUGCUAUGAUAUUUGCUGGUGUGGAUGUCACCAAAGAACCUAUUCCUGUUCUGCCUACUGUACAUUACAAUAUGGGAGGUAUCCCUACAAACUACAAAGGGCAGGUGAUUACACAUGUGAAUGGCAAAGAUCAAAUAGUACCUGGUUUGUAUGCUUGUGGUGAAGCAGCCUCUGCCUCUGUUCAUGGUGCUAACCGUCUUGGAGCAAACUCUCUCUUGGACUUGGUAGUCUUUGGUCGUGCAUGCGCUCUUAGCAUUGCAGAAUCCUGCAAACCUGGGGAGUCAGUUCCAUCAAUUAAACCAAAUGCAGGUGAAGAAUCUGUAGCAAAUUUGGACAAAUUGCGCUUUGCCAAUGGAAGCAUCAGAACAUCAGAACUCAGGCUUAAUAUGCAAAAAACAAUGCAGAGCCAUGCUGCAGUAUUUCGCACAGGGCCUGUCUUACAGGAAGGUUGUGAGAAAAUUUCCAGCCUUUAUAGCAGUAUGGAUGACCUGAAGACAUUUGACAGAGGUACAUCUAGAUGUAGAUUACUAUGCUGUGCUGUAGCAUUUUUACAAAUGUUUAAAAACUUGGUAGUAAAAGGCUUUGUGUCAACUAAGCAAAUACUUUUAGUAUCAGCUUUGAUUCUAAAGCAAAUAAGAUAAUAUACAGUAUUUGUA
This is a messenger RNA of Sceloporus undulatus (fence lizard), 1968 nucleotides long. It is a transcript of the gene SDHA, whose product is annotated as succinate dehydrogenase complex flavoprotein subunit A. The transcript is spliced from 14 exons. NCBI's taxonomy places the organism in Eukaryota, Metazoa, Chordata, Lepidosauria, Squamata, Phrynosomatidae. Gene Ontology annotation, biological process: tricarboxylic acid cycle; mitochondrial electron transport, succinate to ubiquinone. The record is from RefSeq and is a predicted model, not a curated record. Gene Ontology annotation, molecular function: flavin adenine dinucleotide binding; electron transfer activity; succinate dehydrogenase (quinone) activity. The coding region runs from base 19 to 1953 and encodes 644 amino acids.